This is a messenger RNA of Zychaea mexicana, 1326 nucleotides long. RefSeq lists its product as uncharacterized. Gene Ontology annotation, cellular component: RNA polymerase II transcription regulator complex. Bases 289 to 1293 code for a protein of 334 amino acids. Gene Ontology annotation, molecular function: transcription cis-regulatory region binding; DNA-binding transcription activator activity, RNA polymerase II-specific. The transcript has a single exon. The record is from RefSeq and is a predicted model, not a curated record. NCBI's taxonomy places the organism in Eukaryota, Fungi, Mucoromycota, Mucoromycetes, Mucorales, Lichtheimiaceae.
AUGAAACGUAUUUUCUUCCUUCCAUUCUUACUCUUUUCUUUUAACAAGUAUACUUCUUUUGUAUACUUCUCUCACUCAUACAACUCACUUCUAUUAAUAAGCAUUGAUACCCUAGCUUAUAAAACAGUUAUAAUAUAAAAUUUCGUGUUAUAUUACCCUAAAUUUACAAAACCUCCAAAAUCAAACCCAUUCCUUCUUUCUUUUCUAUUCCAUAAAUUCUUCCUCCCAAUCUGCAACAUCCCCUUUUUUUUGGCUCUUUUAGCUUUUCUCUAUAUAUAACGGAAAAAAAUGAGCAACAAUUCAAACGGAUCAGAUCUGAAAUCACCACCGUAUGAUUCAAAUGCGUCUACUGAAGCAGCUGAUGCUUCCGAUGCCGGGUCCAGCCAACGUCGUAAAGGGGGUGUCAUUGAUAGUCGACGAGCAGAGCAAAACCGUGCAGCACAGCGCGCUUUCCGUCAACGUAAAGAACGUUAUGUCAAGGAGUUGGAAACUAAAGUGCGGGACAUGCAAGGGCUGCAGGAACGUGUGGAAAAGCUUGAGGAAGAAAACGAGCGUCUACGACAACGGAUCUGGGAAUUAGAACAUCGGCCAGCGACGCCAACAGCAGGAGCAUCUUUAACUUCUGCGCCUGCUACUACUACUACUACUGGAACUUCAAAUGCUAGUGCCGCUGUUGCCCCAAAUGCAACAGCAAUCACAGCACCACCACCACCGUCUUCGACUACAAACAGUCCAUGGACGAGACCUACUGGUCAUCACCGACACGAGUCGUCAUCACCUCCACCAUUAGCACAUCCACAACCACAGCAACCAUUAGCAGCAACAACAACAACAGCAUCAUCAUCGUCUGCAUCCUCUACUGUUACAACUCCCUCAAGUACUACCAGAGCGUCAUCUCUUUCAUCACAUCAUCAGCAUCAUCAUCAUGCACCAUCACGACCACAGCCGUAUCGUCAUCAUCCGUACUCGCCGCCCACGCUGCCACCUCCAUCGUCAAGUAUCAGGACAUCGUUACCCUUACGGUUGUCGCAGGAACGACCUUCACCCAAGUCGUAUAUGCAUCAUGAGCAAUCACAAUCAUCUUCAUCCGCAUCACAACAGCAGCAACCACAGGUACCUGGUGCAGAACAAGGACGCGUUCUCGAUGAUUUGAUCAGUAUUCUUCGUUCGCGACAUCGUCCACCCAUUCCCGUUCAUCUUGAAGCCCAGUCACCUUCAUCCUCAUCAUCCACCUCUCCACCUCCUUCUUCUGCUACUGUAGAUUCUCGAAAAAUCGAAACAUCGAUCCAUUAAAAAUUUUUACAUAUAUUACAGAAUUUCUAUAUA